Molecule: messenger RNA, 1861 nt
Organism: Amborella trichopoda
Lineage: Eukaryota; Viridiplantae; Streptophyta; Magnoliopsida; Amborellales; Amborellaceae
Product: serine/threonine-protein kinase SRK2A
Biological process (GO): protein phosphorylation
Molecular function (GO): ATP binding; protein serine/threonine kinase activity
Source: RefSeq, a predicted model, not a curated record
GAGAGAGAGAGGACAGAAACCCCUUAACGAACAUUCGAUCCCAUUAAAUGAAUCUGCCCCCCAAACUUCCCUUUACCAUUUCCUCGUUUGUACGGAGUCCGAUGGCGACCAAGCACCACGUAUUUGAUCUGUGCACGAAGCGUGACAAUUUUCCCUUGUUCCUUUGCCUUUAAUGUUUUUCAGAGCCUUUUCUUAGCAGUUAAUGCCUGUGGAAUACCUGUCCUUCUGUUUGUCACCUGUGCUACAUGGGGGACACUUGCCUCUAACGUGCCCAUCAACCCGUUAAACGACAAUUCAAUCCCCUAUAUCCAUAUCUUUGAUUUGAGCUUUCUCUCUCUAAAAUCCACGUUCCAUUACCAUCGAUCCCUUUCUCUCAGUCUCUCGAGCUUUGUCACUCUUCGGGGGCAAGGCGACUCCAGCUCUUUUUCUUUCCUUUUACCCCACCUCUGAAUCCCCUGUUUAUCUUCAUUGUUUGAAGGAUUUUUUUGUGCGUGUACUCGAUACUCUUAUUUUUCAUCUCUUUCUCUCUCUUCUCUCUCUGGAUUGUGGUGUUUGAUGGACCGGUACGAUCCUCUUAAGGAUAUUGGAUCGGGGAAUUUUGGGGUUGCCAGGCUUGUGAGAGAUAAGAAAACCAAAGAACUUGUUGCUGUUAAAUACAUUGAGAGAGGGAAGAAGAUCGAUGAGAACGUACAGAGGGAGAUCAUCAACCAUAGGUCUCUGAGGCAUCCAAAUAUUGUUCGCUUCAAAGAGGUCUGCUUGACACCAACUCAUCUUGCGAUUGUAAUGGAAUAUGCUGCUGGGGGUGAGCUCUUUGAGAAGAUAUGCAGUGCUGGGCGAUUUAGUGAGGAUGAGGCAAGAUUCUUUUUUCAGCAAUUGAUAUCUGGAGUUAGCUACUGCCAUUCCAUGCAAAUUUGUCACAGGGAUCUUAAGUUGGAGAACACGCUUUUGGAUGGAAGUCCCACCCCACGGCUUAAAAUUUGUGAUUUUGGAUAUUCAAAGUCCUCUGUGUUGCAUUCGCAACCAAAAUCCACCGUCGGGACACCAGCAUACAUUGCCCCAGAGGUCUUAUCUCGAAAAGAGUAUGAUGGCAAGAUUGCAGAUGUGUGGUCUUGUGGGGUGACGCUUUAUGUGAUGCUUGUUGGGGCAUAUCCAUUUGAGGAUCCUGAAGAUCCUCGGAAUUUUCGUAAGACAAUUGGGCGCAUAUUAAGUGUGCAAUAUACAAUUCCAGAUUAUGUCCGUGUGUCUGCAGAAAGCAAACACCUCCUUUCUCGCAUUUUUGUGGCAAACCCAACAAAGAGGAUUACAAUACCAGAGAUUAAGAACCACCCUUGGUUCUUGAAGAAGCUACCUACGGAGUUAAUAGAGGGGGAACAAACAAACUAUGAGAAGGAAGAUAGAGAGAACCCUCCUCAAAGCAUAGAAGAUAUCAUGAAAAUUAUACAAGAGGCUAGAACCCUAGCGGAGGGGUCCGAGGCUGAUGGGUCCCAAUCAGGUGUUGGCGAUGUGGACUCUGAUGAAACGGACCCGGAUGCUGAGGUUGACAGUAGUGGGGACUACGUGUGUCCUGUGUGAAUAAGGCAUGGAAUUCAAGAGAGAGAAAGGGGCUCUGAUCUCAGCUGCCUCCUUAUCAAAACAUGAUGUGCAUUAUCUUCUACGCCGUAUGAUGGUUUAUCUCCACUUCCUUGAUUAUAAUGGUGGAUGGUGUCUAUACAUGCAUAUCAUGUAUGUGAGGUAUAUUAUGAAAUGACUCUCUCUCUCUCUUUCAAAUUUCUUGUGAAUGAGUGCAAGCACUUAAUUGUAAAGCUAUAAUAUCUGCAGCGUUUGAGAGCAUAUAAAAUGUCUCGUGUGUGUUAAAUUUUUA